UAUAUAGUUACCAAUUCUCAUCUUUACUUCAUCACCACUUCAUUGCUAAAAAACACUUCACUCAAAACUUGCUCCUCUAUAAUUCCUUUGCACUUGUCAUCUAUAAUUCUUAAUCAGCUCGCACAAACUCCAACAACUAUGAAGAAAGUGUUGUUGAAAGUGGACUUUUAUAAUGAUAGAAUCAAGCAAAAAGUUAUGAAGACAGCAUCUAGCCUUCCAGGGGUUGAAUCAUUAUCAAUAGACUCGAAAGAGAAGAAAUUGACAGUAUCUGGGGAUAUUGAUCCAGUAAAGGUAGUGUGCAAGCUAAGAAAGUUGUGUCAAACUGAAAUAGUAUCGAUUGGACCUCUAAAAGAUGAGAAGAAGGAUUCAACAAAUACAAAUGAAAUUAUUCCACUUCAACACUUUGGAACCUAUCCAUUUUAUUAUCAGAUGACCCCACCACAAUAUUUUCAAAAUUACUACUACGUUUGAUGUGCAUAAUAAGAAAAGAAUCUUUUAUUGAGUUUGAUAAAAUACAUAUUGUGUUUUCCUUGAAUUUUAUUUCUACUUUAUAUGACCUAGAAUUGGAUUAUGCUUGUCUUCCUUCCAAAUCAUGAUAUUAAUAAGAUAAAAUAUAUGUAGUGUUUGAAACAUGUAAGUCCAAGCGGUGCUUCAAUUUUUUACUAAUGAGUAACUUGGUCAAUACAUCAACUAUAUUUUCUAAA
This is a messenger RNA of Medicago truncatula (barrel medic), 704 nucleotides long. Its product is annotated as heavy metal-associated isoprenylated plant protein 39. The transcript has 3 exons. Lineage: Eukaryota; Viridiplantae; Streptophyta; Magnoliopsida; Fabales; Fabaceae. The record is from RefSeq and is a predicted model, not a curated record. Gene Ontology annotation, molecular function: metal ion binding. The coding region runs from base 139 to 471 and encodes 110 amino acids.